Lolium rigidum is the source of this 2886-nucleotide messenger RNA. RefSeq lists its product as uncharacterized. The transcript has 10 exons. The record is from RefSeq and is a predicted model, not a curated record. Lineage: Eukaryota; Viridiplantae; Streptophyta; Magnoliopsida; Poales; Poaceae. Gene Ontology annotation, molecular function: protein binding. The coding region runs from base 1 to 2556 and encodes 851 amino acids.
AUGAGCGGCGGCGGCGGCGGCGGAGGGGGAGGAGGGGGAGGGCGGGGCGCGUCCGCGGCGGCGGGGCCGGUGCCGGCGUCCGCGAGGAAGCUAGUGCAGGGGCUCAAGGAGAUCGUCAGCCGCCCCGACGCGGAGAUCUACGCGGCGCUGCGGGACUGCGGCAUGGACCCCGACGAGGCCGUCAGCCGGCUCCUCUCCCAAGAUACUUUUCAAGAGGUAAAGAACAAGCGCGAUAAGAAAAAGGAGGUGAAUAAAGGCACACCUGAGCCUAGACCCCGAGGAACAAAUAACUCAAGUCGUGCCACUAGAGGUGGCACAGAUCGUGCUAACCGAAGCAGUUCAGUUCAGUCUGUAUCGAGUGGAGCUGAUAACAUGGCUUCUAGGUCAUCAAUAUUGGGGCCUGGUGUUCCAUCAACCAAUUCCAGUCAGAAGCUAACAGUUCCAAGUUCCUUUGUAAGCAAGGAUGCGGUUCCUGAUGUAUCAUUUGGCGCACUGCAACCAUCAUCAGGGUUCCAGCAAAAUUGGUGCGGGGUGCCUGGUCAGAUGUCAAUGGCUGAUAUAGUUAAAAUGGGCAGACCACAAGGAAGAUCUUCUAGCAAGCCUACGGCCAAAACAGACAAAGCAUUAGCUCAUCAAAAUCCAUCAUUAUCAAAGGAAGCAAACCUAAACUCAAAACAGUCUGCAAGCACAGCCCUUCCGACAACGUUUGACCAGAGAUUUCCAGCUCUUCCAGAUCAUAUUCCUCAAGUUUUGAAUUCUAGUCAUGCUUCUGCUGACAGCCACCAGACACAUGAGAAUGUUUGGUUUCCUCAGGAUGAACUACCAUCACAAAGACAAUUCACAGCCCCUGAACCAUCUGGUGACCCAUCAUUAUCUGCGGCAUCAUUCGAGUCACCUUUGCUGGUUGAUGCUGCUGACCUGCAUGAAAAGUCUCACGCAGAAGAUAACACCUCGCCUGGAAUGCAAACAGCAAUACCUUCCGGGAGACAAUUGGAAGUUCUUCACGACAAUAGACAAUUCAUUGAUGGAUUAUUGCAGAACUCAAGCACAUAUCAAUCUCAAAUGCAUUGCUAUGAUGAUGAAGUUGAGGUUUGUGAUGUGGAUGUGGAAUCAGCUGCGACAAACUUUCAGCAUCUAAGGCUGCAAAACGAAGAUCCAGCUGUAGCUAAUUCUAGCGAUGAUAAUCCAGCGGUUAUAAUCCCUGAUCAUCUACAACUUGAAAAUACCGACUGUGCACAUCUAAGCUUUGGUAGUUUUGAAUCUGGUGCCUUCUCUGGGUUGCUUCCAUCUAAGGUCCCUAAAUAUGGUGCGGAAGAGGUGCCUAUCCCAGAUGAGCAAUCAGUUGACCAAAUAGACGGCAGGAAUCAAGAUUACUAUGACAGUGGUGCUCUACAUUCAUCAGAAAAUGAGGAUGUUGAGGCCAGAAUUGGUACUAACACGGAGAAUAUUGAAGUCCCUUCAGUUUCACAGCCAGAUAUACUGAUGCAAGGUGCUCUGGACGUAUCUGGUCUUCAGUAUAACCCGCCAUCAGUUUCAGAUCAUGUGUAUCAGAACACAACACAGCCAAGUAUAGUGGAGAGUCAACAAGGAAACACACAAGCACAGGAUCUUUCUCAUUUUUCAAGCUUCCUGCAAGCAAAUCCUAUGCAAAACAACUUUGUGGGGUCAAAUCUUACCCCUCACCGGGAUUUUGACUUUUCACCGUUUCUCUCGCCACAGUCGGCUAUGAAAUACAACCCAGCUGUGCCAACUACCAGCUACCCGAUCUCCAUGCAAGAGAGUUUGAGUCAAGGGGGUUUCUCCAACACUCGGUCUACACAAAAUUUUCCCAGUACAAGCAUUCCAUCAGGACUACCUCACCCUCAGCAGUUGCCUGUACAUCCGUAUCCUCAGCCAGCUCUACCACUGGGGCCUUUCGCCAGUUUGGUUGGAUAUCCAUACUUGCCUCAGAACUUCUAUGUACCAGCACCAACCUUCCAGCAAGCGUAUGCAAGUAAUGGACCUUUCCAGCAAUCUGGCGGUGGUGAUGCUGCCGUGCCUGAAUCUGCUAUGAAAUACUCAAUGCCGCAAUACAAGAGCAGCCUUCCUGCUACAAGCGUACCGCAACAUUCACCCGUAGUCCCUGGUUAUGGAGGCUUUGGAAGUUCAAGUAAUAUUCCGAAUUUUGGGCAAAACCAGAGUGCCCCCUCCCCUGCUGGAACAAUGGGGACUGAUGAAGCUUUAAGCGCACAGUUCAAAGAGGCCAAUCACUACAUGGCCCUACAGCAGCAGAGUGACAACUCCGCGAUGUGGCUUCAUGGAGCUGCUGGUUCAAGAACCGUUUCAGCUGUUCCACCUGGUAACUUCUACGGUUUCCAGGGUCAGAGCGCGCAGGGUGGCUUCCGCCAAGCGCAGCAGCAGCCCUCUCAAUACGGCGGUCUUGGGUACCCUAGUUUCUACCAGUCGCAGGCUGGCAUGCCACAGGAGCUCCCGCAGAACCCUGCCGAGGGACGCUUGAACAGCUCCCAGACUGCCCCGUCUCAGCCAUCACACCAGAUGUGGCAACACAGCUACUAAGAUCUAGGUCUUGCCUUUCUGUGGAGGUCUCUUUUACACUGUCAGGCUAUAUGCGUGCCUUGGCAUGCGCCAUGAAGCGAGCAGAGUAGCUGAGCUGUCAGUGUUGAGCUCCGAGAAGGUCCGAGAAGGGGAGGACGAUGUGUUCCAUAUAGUUUCUGAGUAUGCUUGUUUUUCCUUCUUUAUGUUGUAUUUUUCACUUGUUGCGUGUGUUUCGGAACUAGUUUCAGCGUGUCAGUGAGUUAUACUUGAUUAGUGAGCUGUUGUCUUGUAACAGUAAAGUACUAACUUAUCUAACAGAGCUGCUUCUUAUACAAGGUUUUGUUCUUCUCA